AUGGUAAAAGCAUGGGAAGAAUGGGAUGCCAAAAAUGGAUCCGAGAAUGAUCACCCAGAUUUUCCGGAGAAACAGUGUUAUGUAAUGUUUGUUCUGGAACAUGAAGGCAAAUACCUUGAAAGCUUCGUUCUUUUGAACUUUGAUGAAGCACGGAGCUUAUUGGUUCAGGUAAGCUAUAGGCUCUGUUUCGGGAAACAUUCUUCUAACUCGAGUACUCUGCCUUUUACUGUCGAAGGGAAGCAAGUUUCCAUCAAAACUUUUGGAGUACAGAUAUCCUUAAUCGACUUUACUCUUUCAAGAAUCAACACAAGUGAAAAGAUACUUUUUCUGGACCUUACUGCUGAUCCAUACCUCUUCAAAGGGACAAAAGGAGAUAAAGAAUCGGAAACUUACAGAAAGAUGAAGGCAGUUACCAAAGAUAGCUGGGAAGGACACUUUUCUCGAACAAACGUUCUUUGGUUAAUCUAUCUCGUGAUCUCUUACUGA
Eruca vesicaria subsp. sativa (arugula) is the source of this 486-nucleotide messenger RNA. The record is from the annotation of a GenBank genome assembly. Lineage: Eukaryota; Viridiplantae; Streptophyta; Magnoliopsida; Brassicales; Brassicaceae.